This is a messenger RNA of Cavenderia fasciculata, 2370 nucleotides long. RefSeq names its product Phytochelatins synthase. The transcript has 5 exons. The record is from RefSeq and is a predicted model, not a curated record. NCBI's taxonomy places the organism in Eukaryota, Evosea, Eumycetozoa, Acytosteliales, Cavenderiaceae. The coding region runs from base 1 to 2370 and encodes 789 amino acids. Gene Ontology annotation, biological process: cellular detoxification of cadmium ion; protein peptidyl-prolyl isomerization; phytochelatin biosynthetic process. Gene Ontology annotation, molecular function: glutathione gamma-glutamylcysteinyltransferase activity; metal ion binding; peptidyl-prolyl cis-trans isomerase activity.
AUGUUUAGAUACUCAACAUUUAUAUUAUCAACAAUAAUCCUAUUAAUUGGAUUAUCAUCAUCAUCAUUAUCAUAUGCUGAACAAUCUUCUCUACCAAUUAAAACAGCACCAUCUACAUUUACAGUUGAUUUUAAAACUACAAUUGGUACAUUUACAGCAGAUUUCCAUCGGGAUUGGGCACCAAUAGGAGUAGAUCAUCUAUACUCGCUGUUACAAGUAGGAUAUUAUAACAACAAUGCAUUCUAUGAUGUAAUCAAGACACCAUAUCCUUUGGUGGCUGGAUGGGGUAUCAAUGGAACACCUGCAGUUGCCAAAAAGUACAAUGUCUCCAUUCCAAACGAUCCCACCAAGCAAGAGAGCCAAAUCGGUACCAUUUCAUUCGAAGGUGUUAUUGGUAGUGAUGGAAAUGUUACCAGUCGCACUACAACCAUAUUUGUCAACCUCGCUUACAAUUGGUGGAUGGAUGGAGAAGGCUACGCACCAAUGGGUAUUGUAACCGAAGGAUUCCAAUCUGUAGUUCAACAAUUAUAUUCUUAUCCAUUCUCUAUCAACCCUGACAAUAUCUACAGUCAAGGCAACGCCUAUCUUCAAGAGAAAUAUCCAAAAAUAUGCAUAGAACAAAGAAAAGAAAAAAGAAUGACCAUCAUUGACGAGGAGUUGACGCCACAUGUACAUCAUCGUUGUAAAUCAUCGUCAUCUUCUGCUUCCUCUUCAUUAUUGACGAUACAACAUCAUCGUCAUCAUUUGAUUAGCAACAACAACAAGAGACAUUAUUCACAGCAAUGUUGUUCUGUACAACAUAAUCACAGUCAUGGUCAUAGUCAUAGUCAUGGUAAUAGUCAUGCUCAUGCUAACGGGCACAAUCAUAAUCAACAACCACAACAACAACAACAACAUGACAUUAAUAAUAUAAUCAAACAAACAAAUACUCAACAAUCUCAAAUUAACGCUACUACUACUACUACUAUGUCAUCACCUGCACCUUCACCUUCACCUACAUCUGCACCUGCUGCUGCACCUGCUGCUGCUACACCAAAUGUACCAGCAAAAGCAGCAUCAUUUAAACCAAGUUUCUAUCAAAGACCAUUACCAAGUCAUUUGAUUGCAUUUUCAUCGGAUGAAGGUAGAAAGAUAUUUAGAGAGGCUUUGGGAGAUGGUCAUAUGGAGGGAUACUUUUCAUUGUCUGAACAGUUUGUUUCACAGAGUGAUCCAGCUUAUUGUGGAUUGGCAACUUUGGCAAUGGUACUCAAUGCUCUAAAGAUUGACCCAAAGCGACUAUGGAAAGGACCAUGGAGAUGGUUUGCAGAGGAUAUGUUGGAUUGUUGCACACCGAUAGAAUCGGUCAAGAAACGUGGUAUUACAUUUACCGAAUUCACCUGUUUGUCACGUUGCAAUGGUGCCAAGAUCAAAUCAUUUAGAGGUGAUGAAACCGACCUCGAACAUUUCCGUCAAUCGAUUAUUGACUCUUGUUCAAUGAAAUCACCUCAACAUCUUGUCAUUUCAUACAAUCGAAAGGUACUUGGUCAAACUGGGUCCGGUCAUUACAGUCCUAUUGGUGGAUACCAUCAAGAUAGAGAUUUGGCUUUAGUAUUGGAUGUUGCAAGAUUUAAAUAUUCUCCACAUUGGGUACCUGUUCAAGUUUUAUGGGAAUCAAUGUUAUCAUUGGAUCCAGAAACUAAAAAACCAAGAGGUUAUUAUUUAAUGUCAACUGAUCCUACUUAUCAACCAUCAUUUUGUAGAGUAAAGAAUACAUUGUCAUGGGCUGGUAUUGCUGAUACAUUUUUAAAUAAUGUCCCCUCUAUUUUAGGUAGUAUGAAUGAACCUUCAGUUGAAACUGUUAUUAAAACAAUAUUUAAACAAUUACCACAAGAAACAGCAUAUGUAUUAUGUGCAUAUUCACAUGAAUUAUAUAAUAGAUUGAGUGAAACUGUUGGAUCUAAAUUAUCUUGGAAAACAUUCUUUCAAGAGUUGUCACAUACCAACAUUUAUAGAAAAUUAAACGAUAUGGCCAAGUCGGGAGAUAUCGAGUGGUCAAUCACUCAUCAUCACGACAAUUCGAGUGCUGUCAAACAAAAUGAAAUAUGUAAUGACUAUCCUGUUGGAUUGGCUACAAUCAUGUUCCUCUCAUUACCAGCACAAAUGUACAGCACUCUUCCACUCGUUGUUCGAGACCAACUUUCACUACUUCGAUCAAUCGAUGAAUUAAAUGUCGAAGUUAUCAAUGAAAUCAUGAAAAUUAGAGAGGAAAUGUUUCAAGUUACUUUAAAUCCAUGUGCUUGUAAAGGAAAUGGAAUGAAUAACAAUUCAAUGUUAAAUGCAGCAACUUGUAAUAAUAAUAAUAAUAAUAAUAAUAUUAAUAAACCAAUUUAA